CCGAGAUCAUCAUUUCUCUUCGAGAUAUUGAAGGAGAAGCUUUGCCAAAACGACUGCUAUUGAACCACACAAGCGACCACCGAGAAAAUUACCACGACGAUCUCACUUCACUCUUUGACAGUUUCAUCGCAGAAAACAUGUCUGGUGUGCCGUCUCACCUCCAUGACCACAUCUACUGGAGCAGAGAGCCCGGCAGGAGCCGGGACAGACCCCAGGCCAGCAGGGUCUUCAUGCGCUGCCUGGAUCACGACCGAUCGUUCGGCCGAUCGUGCGUUUGGUUCCACCUCGGUCGGUGUUUUGCGCGGAGCGCUCAUCUGCUGGGAGCAGGAAGAGACCGAGGGCGAGCAGCUCCGGAGGCUCUGAGGAACCUCCUGCGAGAAGACUGCGUGAGGGAGCUGCUGUCCUGCCUGACCAGAGCUCCAGCCCUCAACCCUCCACCUCUUACUCUCAGCCCUCCACCUCUUUCUCUCAGCCCUCCACCUCUUUCUCUCAGCCCUCCACCUCUUUCUCUCAGCCCUCCACCUCUGCCUCUCAGCUCUCCACCUCUGCCUUUCAGCUCUCCACCUCUUCAGGCUAUCCUGAUUCUGAUUCUUCUGAUUCUGAUUCUUCCUUUCAGCUCUCCACCUCUUCAGUCUGUCCUGAUUCUGAUCCUUCUGAUUCUGAUUCUUCCUUUCAGCUCUCCAUCCCUUCAGGCUAUUCUGAUUCUGAGUCUUCCUCUCAGCCCUCCACCUCUGUCUCUCAGCCCUCCUCCUCUUCCUCUCAGCUCCCCAUCUCUUCCUCUCAGUCCUCCAUCCCUAAUCGAUUGUACAUGUACAUGUUCAGUUUUCUCUACGGCCUCUCCGGGCGCCAUGCAGCUGAUCUCUCACCCUCUGUUCUCAUGUCAGUUGCAGUGAUGUUUCUGGAACGGAUGAUGGACAGUCCAUACACCCGAGAGAUGUGACCCUCCUGCCGGAAACCAGGCCAGACAUGGAUGAUGUACAAGCCAGAGGUGUGGACCCCCCACUGCUAACAGGCCGGGUGCAGAGCUCCACAGCUGGAGCGACUGAGCUGCACCAGUACCACACACACACACACACACACACACACACACACACACACACACACACAC
This is a messenger RNA of Acanthopagrus latus (yellowfin seabream), 1108 nucleotides long. Its product is annotated as lysine-rich arabinogalactan protein 19-like. The record is from RefSeq and is a predicted model, not a curated record. Lineage: Eukaryota; Metazoa; Chordata; Actinopteri; Spariformes; Sparidae. The transcript has 5 exons. Bases 138 to 893 code for a protein of 251 amino acids.